This is a messenger RNA of Trichoplax adhaerens, 639 nucleotides long. RefSeq lists its product as uncharacterized. The record is from RefSeq and is a predicted model, not a curated record. Gene Ontology annotation, cellular component: ER to Golgi transport vesicle membrane; late endosome membrane; Golgi apparatus. The transcript is spliced from 8 exons. Gene Ontology annotation, biological process: macroautophagy; retrograde transport, endosome to Golgi; regulation of protein localization to plasma membrane. Gene Ontology annotation, molecular function: SNARE binding; SNAP receptor activity. Lineage: Eukaryota; Metazoa; Placozoa; Uniplacotomia; Trichoplacea; Trichoplacidae. The coding region runs from base 1 to 639 and encodes 212 amino acids.
AUGUCAUCGGAAAGAUUCGAAAAUUGUUGCGAGGAUUUAGCGUUCCUCUUUAAGGAAGUGGAUAAAACCAUCAAUAUUACCAUACCGAAAGAAUCUGGAGAACAGAGAAAAAAUACUAUUAGAAAGACUCAGAAAAAGCUAGAUGAAGUCAAAUAUUUGUUAAAUGAUUUGGAUGCUGAGCUACAACAAGCUCCGGCAAGCUAUCGCAAUCAAAUGUCAUCCAAAGCAAGAUCUCUACGUCGUGAAUACGAGCAAUACAAAUAUAAGUUGAACGACGUUACGACUAGUAACAGUUCCAUGGCUGCCGGACGCGAACAAUUAUUUGGUAACAGUGGUGACACUGCUAUCGAAAGAGCUGAACUUGACUACAGAGCCAAGUUAAUUCAAGGAAAUGAGACGCUUAAUCGAGCUAGUGAAAGCGUUGCUAGAUCACAACGUGUUGCCGCGGAAACAGACCUGGGAGACCAGCGGGAAUCACUUGUUCGAACUAGAGAUACCUUGACCGGCACAAAUCAGGAACUCGGCAAAAGUCGAAGACUAAUAUCAACCAUUGGUAGAAGAUUUUUACAAUACACUACAGGGUCGUUACAAACAAAUUGUUGCUGGGAUUCAUUAUCAUAUUGGAAGUGGGUAUCCUAG